GCUUUAGACUGUGGGUUCAUCAGAAGUAAACAUUAUUUAUGAGAUAUAAUAAUUAGUGAAUGCUUUAGACUAUCGAUACAAUUAAAGAGAUGCAUCUCUCAAAACAAAACCAGAAAGGAAAAUCGGCCUAGUUUCCAGGGUCUACCUUUCAAAAUAUUAAUAUUCCGGUUGAUGAAGUUACGACAAGGGAGACAAUUCUUAGUUACCCGUUUCAAUGGAUCAUCGAUUCGGCGAACACUAACACUUGUUGAUGUUGAUGAGCGGCAUGACUGGCACUAGAUCUAGUCCAUAAUAUCAGAAUGUGAGUUUCGGCAGAUGAACAGAUUCAUAUUUAUACUUGAUGGAGGAUUGUGUUUUACACUAAAUAACCCGAGUUAAAGAGCAGUGUUGUAGAUUACAGUCAUAUUUCAUGAAAACACCAUGGAGUUCAGAAAUCCUUUCGGUGGUAUUCUUUUGGCUCUGAUGCUGUUCCUGACCAGCACAGUUGGAACAAUUGUUAUGGUCACGCCCGCUCUUCCUGUCAUUUUUCUAAGCCCUCAGCUGAGUCGUCGGAUUAUGGACUUCCUCAUCAAGCUGUGGUUUCUGCUUGCUGUGGCAUUGUAUGAAUUGUUAAUGGGGAUGAAAAUCGUGAUAAAAGGCAAGCCAGCCCGUAGAGGAAACAGUGCUCUCAUCUUGUCAAACCACCGCACUCGGCUGGACUGGUUAUUCCUCAUGUCUUACCUGUGCAGGUUCAACUCUAUUGAGGAAUAUCGAAUUUCUCUUAAGGCUCCACUGAAAAAGUUUCCGGGGGCAGGAUGGGCCAUGCAGUGUGCUGGAUUUUUAUUCUUGCAAAGAAAAUGGGACCUUGACAAAGAUCAUAUUGCAAAUGGAAUCAACUACUUUUCAAAAGUCAAGUCAAAGCCUCAGUUCUUACUGUUCCCCGAGGGCACAGAUAUGUGCCAUAAAGCUAUAGCAAGGAGCCACAAGUUUGCUGAGGACAAAGGUUACCCAAAGUAUGAUUAUGUACUACACCCUAAAACUACUGGCUUCAUUCAUUUUGUGAAAGAAAUGAAAAAAGGUCAAAUACUGGAUUCCAUCUUGGAUGUUACUGUGGCGUAUCCGAAAACAUUGAUACAAAGUGAGCUGCAGACUCUGAAAGGAGAAUUUCCAGAAGAAGUUCACUUUUAUGUGGAAGAUUACCCAUUGGAGACGAUCCCGGAAACAGAUGAGGAGCUGGAAAAGUGGUGCCGAGAACUGUGGAGCAAGAAGGAGGAACGCCUCCGGCGGUUUUACGAGUCAAAGAGUUUUGAAAAUGAGCCAGGAGAUAAUGAAGAGGAGAAGAAUGCCAGCCCUCUCAGUGAGGAAGCCGUUAGGAGCAAGUUGUACUCUGUUGUCGCAUUCUGGGUGAUAUUUUUACUAGUCACUUUUAUAGCUCUUUUCCUUUAUCCUUAUUUUAGAUUGUUCUGCUUGAUAGGCUGUGCUACCUAUGUCAUUAUAGGCUUUCGCCAUGGGGGUGUAGAUAAUGUCAUCUAUACUGCUGUCAAACACUAUGAGUGAACAGUUUUAUAGAUGUAGCAUGCUAAUUUUUACUAUGUUUCAGCCUUUGAGUUUUUUCCUUAAUAAGAAAUCGCAAAACAGUUGUAUUUGAACUAUAAAAAGGACACAAGAAAAAUGACACUGAUUAUUUUGGGUACAAUCCUUCUUGCAGGUUACUUUUCUUCUUUGAUUCUAUUCCUCAAGUACCCCCCCCCGGGGCGGUGCCACUGACUGAAGUUUCUUUUGGCCAU
This is a messenger RNA of Aplysia californica (California sea hare), 1766 nucleotides long. RefSeq names its product lysocardiolipin acyltransferase 1. Gene Ontology annotation, cellular component: endomembrane system. The transcript is spliced from 6 exons. NCBI's taxonomy places the organism in Eukaryota, Metazoa, Mollusca, Gastropoda, Aplysiida, Aplysiidae. The coding region runs from base 421 to 1536 and encodes 371 amino acids. The record is from RefSeq and is a predicted model, not a curated record. Gene Ontology annotation, molecular function: acyltransferase activity.